Molecule: messenger RNA, 1908 nt
Organism: Branchiostoma belcheri (Belcher's lancelet)
Lineage: Eukaryota; Metazoa; Chordata; Leptocardii; Amphioxiformes; Branchiostomatidae
Exons: 4
Coding region: 23-1741 (572 amino acids)
Cellular component (GO): plasma membrane
Molecular function (GO): protein binding
Source: RefSeq, a predicted model, not a curated record
GUUAAAUGUAAUUCAAAACUCCAUGACCAGAGCAGACAUGUUUCUCGUCUUUUCUAUUACCCUGUUUCUCCGUUUGGCAUCAACAAACUCAGCUAAAACAUGCUGGACGGAUGGGUCUUGCUCCGGAAAACAGUUUGCAUCAAAAUUGAAGUCCAUACCCAACAAUCUAACAUUCGGCACAUUGUCCAACCUCGUGCUUAGUUUUAAUGACAUUAGAGAGGUGACAUCACUACCGGCCAUGCCCCGACUGACUAAUCUGGAUUUGUCUCGGAAUGGUUUGAAAGAUUUUUCGUGGUCGUCCCUCAGCAGCACGCCUAAUCUCACCAGGUUGGCGUUGAAUAACAACAAACUUUCAAAAGUCGAUGCCCGCGUCGACUUUCCUCGAUCCCUGACUCACCUUUCGCUUCAGAACAAUCGCAUCGCCACUUUUCCAGAAACCUUCCUGAGCGGUGUGACGCCACAUCAAAACAUCUUCUACUUUCGGAUAUGGGGAAACUCUUUCCACUGCGAUGACGAGGUUUACUGGAUCGUCCGUUUACGACAGUGUGUGUGGAAUCACCGUGAGGAGGGCUGCGUGAACAAGAAUGCAAAACAGGUCAAGAUGUGCAUGAUGUCAAACUGCAAUUUCCAUCCGAGUGGCGUUCUGGUCAUCCUCGACUCUCUAGAGAAGGAGGGCAUUAUCUGUCACCUGAGACCACGAGUCCAACUAAGGUGUAGAAAUGGGAAACUUUUGAGAGACAUUCAACUACCCACAGCCAGACCUCCCAACGCCCCAGCAAGUCCACCACCAGGCACGUUUGCCGACAACACGUCAGUGUCUACGGGAACAGAGGUUAACGAGGAGAGGAAAGCUACAGAACACCCAACCCCAACUGCUUAUAGCUUGGACCGAACCACCGCCAGUUACUACAAGUUUCCCUUUGACAUUGUUUGGAAAACACCGGCCUCCGCCAUCCUUGGUGUCAUCCUGGCACUUUUGCUCGUCUUCUCCGUUGUGCAAUGCUUCAAACGCUGCAAGAAGAAACGACAGGCUUUGCUGGACAAAAUGGCGGCCGGCCCGGCUCUGUGCGCGCUUUCAGGCAUGCCGGUCACAAACAUAAGCAGGGUUGACCUGACUGAAGACGUCAUCGGAGGAAACCUCCCGCGUCCACGAGUGUCUCCAAGCGGCAGCGAGAGUCGGCCCAAGAGGCAUUCCUUUCAGCACGACUACGAUGAAAUUAAGGACGAAGAUCUCGACAAGAUGCGGGGACCUCUCCAAAGUGACCAAAGCGCCGCCUACUCCGAAGAUGGAAACCACCACCGCCUUGACGCUGGGAAGCUGUACGGCCGGCACCGACCCGUUCGGGGCAGGGACAUGCGUCGUCAAAAUCGCGUCACCUGCAUCGGCGUCGAAACGCAGCGUCAGUCACAACUGAGGAGGCAGAAUCGUCAUCACCACAGACGCCCCGGGCUUGAUGACAGAAACUUGUACCGAACGGAGUCUUCAGAACCAACUGGGCAACGUCACCAUUCUCUCACCGCCUCCGUGCCCCGUGCUGGUAUUCUCUACCGGUCCGGCACAACCCCGCCUAUCGAGUCAAGGCGCCGGCGACACCUGAAGAAAGAAGGUACGGAUGGUCCUUUCGAAUUGAACAUCAGGGGGAAGUACUCACCCCCUUCCUCUGAGGAAGACGUCCCUCCUCCGGUACCGAGCAGAGUAGGAAGGCCCAAACUGUUUCCCAACAGAACGUCAGAAGUAUAGGGGUCAACAUGUCGUGUGGAAGGAAAACCAUGAGGUGAAGAAGGUUGCUAGCUUUGUCUUGUCAUGACAUGCUCGUGAAGAUUUGCGACAACCAUGUAUAACGACGCAAGACAGUCCUAUGUUUGGGUUUAUUAGUCUGUGCAUUCUAAAUGAUCUCAAAGAAGAUG